Serpula lacrymans var. lacrymans S7.9 is the source of this 1155-nucleotide messenger RNA. RefSeq lists its product as uncharacterized. Bases 1 to 1155 code for a protein of 384 amino acids. The record is from RefSeq and is a predicted model, not a curated record. The transcript has 5 exons. Lineage: Eukaryota; Fungi; Basidiomycota; Agaricomycetes; Boletales; Serpulaceae.
AUGACUGACUUCACUCCCACCAACGAAAGCUCUGCUAACAAAAGCUGUGAUUGCUGCCACACUGUAUUUUCCAGUUCAGUUAAGUUUUAUUACCUAAAGGGCCCUUGGGGAACGAGCUGUACCUGUUGUCCUGCUUGCACCCAGCACUAUCAGAGAAAGUGCCGUCCUGAUGAGCGAGCUGAUGAAGUUGAAAUUGACCUAUCGGGCACAGUUGACUUCACAGCCACUGCGGCCCCUUUCCAACAACGUGGUCCAGAUCGGAAUGAGCAGCAAGUGCUUGUCCGUGCAUCUUCAUCCGCACAACGUGGCGUGCAAUCUCUACCUAGGCAAAGGCUAGGCCCAACUUUCCUCCCUGGUCCUCAUGCUAUCCCUUCCAAUUCAGCUGCGGCUGGUGUCAGGCAGUCAGUAUUGCGCAAUACAUCAGUUGGAUACACCCCCAAUCACUCCUUGCACUCCCAACACCGUUCCAAAAUGAUUGCAGCGACAACGGCACCACAAUGUCACGUAACUAUCACCGUAGCUCUACAUCACUUAAAGGAAGAGGGGAAAUCCGGAACAGAAUUGGUAGGGAACAUCGAACGCGAUAUCAAUGUACCUCUCACCAUCACAUGCUUCCAGCUGCGCGCCAAAGUUAUCACCGUGCUUGAACGCUCAUGGAACACCUGGUCAGGCAACCACAUUCUCAACCUCAAUAGCCUCGAAAUGCAUAAGGCGCCAAAGCUGCUGCUUCACGAUCCUACCAAUCCGGAUGUUGAUGGCGAUCAAUCAGUUCUAUAUGACCUCUUCUUCAGCCCUACUAAUAAAGACCCCACCCCAAAAUUCAACUCUAACAGGAAGGUGACGAUAUUGUUGCUCAUGUCCUAUGCGCAGUUCAAGGAUAUUCUCAGGUGGAAAGAAGCGAUCAAGCGUGGUAUUGCCCCUGACAACUUCAACAAUGACAUUGAUGAAGAUGAGGACUCUGACAGUCCUAUGUCAAGGAUUUUUCGCACAGUCACUAUGCGCAGUAAGCGAAGUCAAAGGCAGCGGAAGUCUCGAGUUGAAGACGUUGAAGAUGCAAGAACCAAGGAUGAAAUCAGUAAGGAACGUGUUGCAGAAGUCAAACAUGUGACGCACCCUAAGAAACUGUCACGACUUGAACCAGAAGCGCUAGUCUGA